AUGGACGUCAACGGUCAGUCCGUCAUCAAUUACGUGGCGUUGAACGACGACCUGGUUGUCUACCUUGUGUCUGUUUGCACUGAUUUCUUAUUGCCGCACGAUACUUUGUACCUCGCCGGUGACAUUCGUCGCGUCAUGAGCAAGUACGAUUUCAUCUCGUUUUUGGCAGUCGUGACGGACAACACGGCAGCUAAUAGACUCGUGUGA
Phytophthora nicotianae INRA-310 is the source of this 207-nucleotide messenger RNA. RefSeq lists its product as hypothetical. The transcript has a single exon. The record is from RefSeq and is a predicted model, not a curated record. The coding region runs from base 1 to 207 and encodes 68 amino acids. Lineage: Eukaryota; Oomycota; Peronosporomycetes; Peronosporales; Peronosporaceae.